CUUUGAAACAGCCGCCGUUGGGGCUGUUUUUGUAGAGACUCUGUGCCACGUUCUCUACCAUUGAGUCGCACGAAAGUCCCCCGAUUUUCCUUUAAAUUGGUGCAAAAAUCUCGCUCUCUUAUUGCUAUUGGAUCGCCAUGGCUCUUCCGAACGAGAUUUCGGGCUCUGCAGACGAAUCCAUGGAUUCUCAGUCUCACAACAAGCGCCCAAUUUCGUCUAUUCUCAUCGUAAUUGCUAUGCAGACCGAAGCGCUUCCUCUAGUGGAUAAGUUUCAACUAACGGAAGAUCUCAACUCUGUGUUUCCUAAGGAGGUUCCGUGGGUUCGUUAUCAUGGGACUUACAAGGAUCUUCAAAUUAAUUUAAUUUGGCCUGGAAAGGAUUUGGCCUUGGGAGUUGAUAGUGUGGGAACAAUAUCGGCAUCUCUCGUAACCUAUGCUUCUAUCCAAGCAUUGAAGCCAGACCUCAUCAUUAAUGCAGGCACUGCUGGUGGUUUUAAGGCGAAAGGAGCUAGCAUCGGUGACGUGUUUCUGGUAUCCGAGUGCGCUUUCCAUGACAGACGUAUUCCUAUUCCAGUUUUUGAUUUAUAUGGAGUCGGAUUGAAGCAAGCACUGUCUACACCCAAUCUCCUUAAGGAACUCAAUCUAAAGGUCGGUAAAUUAUCGACUGGAGACUCACUAGACAUGUCCGCUCAGGAUGAAGCAUCGAUUACAGCUAAUGAUGCCACGGUCAAAGAUAUGGAGGGAGCAGCAGUUGCCUAUGUGGCAGAUCUAUUCAAAGUUCCUGCAAUAUUUGUAAAAGCUGUAACCGAUGUCGUCGAUGGUGAUAAACCAACUGCAGAGGAAUUCUUGCAGAAUUUGGCUACGGUUUCUGCGGCGCUGGACCGAGCAGUUACGCAAGUUAUAAAUUUCAUCAGUGGAAAGUGCAUUGCUGAACUUUGAUGCUUCCUACCCACAUUUUUUUCCAUACAAUACAAGAUAUUGAUUGGACAAUAUGUGAUGUACAAGAGUCAAAUAACACACUGAGGAUGUAUACAUUUGGAAAUCAGAUCAUGUACUCUCUAUUUUGUUGUAUGGUAAAUGUCUUUCGGCCAGCCCGAGCAAGCGAACCGAAAUAGCAUUUGAUAUUUGCCUCUAUAUAGAGCUCUUUUCCACUGGAUAUUUUGCAA
Momordica charantia (bitter melon) is the source of this 1165-nucleotide messenger RNA. It is a transcript of the gene MTN1, whose product is annotated as methylthioadenosine nucleosidase 1. Lineage: Eukaryota; Viridiplantae; Streptophyta; Magnoliopsida; Cucurbitales; Cucurbitaceae. Gene Ontology annotation, molecular function: methylthioadenosine nucleosidase activity. The record is from RefSeq and is a predicted model, not a curated record. Gene Ontology annotation, biological process: nucleoside metabolic process.